Molecule: messenger RNA, 2082 nt
Organism: Colius striatus (speckled mousebird)
Lineage: Eukaryota; Metazoa; Chordata; Aves; Coliiformes; Coliidae
Product: granulocyte-macrophage colony-stimulating factor receptor subunit alpha
Exons: 11
Coding region: 1-1206 (401 amino acids)
Biological process (GO): immunoglobulin mediated immune response; cytokine-mediated signaling pathway
Cellular component (GO): external side of plasma membrane; membrane
Molecular function (GO): cytokine receptor activity; protein binding
Source: RefSeq, a predicted model, not a curated record
AUGCCUCAUACUCUUGGACUCAUCUGCAUGAUUUGCUGGUGUAUGAUCCCAUUUCAUCCUUUGCAUGCUGACAUCCAAUGUACAGGGUCAGAGGCACAAGAGUCACCUAUUACAAACGUGAAAAUGAAUUGGAGAGAAAUGGAACUGUCCUGGGAGAGCAGCAAGAAUUUCUCUAACUACAGAUGUACCAUCAUGGACAGUGACAGGGAAAGUCUAGAGAAAGAGGUGAACAGUCCAUUAUGCAAGUUUCCAGUGGAACAAUACAUCCCUUUGCACAAAGGGGUAUUCUUUACCAUUGAAGUGCCAAACACAAACAUCUCAGAAAACUGCACCUUUACUCCUGGAGGCAUGGAUGGGUCAGCCAUUGAAAACUUCUCCUGUGUGAUUUAUACCAUUUCCCUCAUGAACUGCACUUGGCAGGCAGGCAAGGAUGCUCCAGGAGACACACAAUAUUUUCUCUACUGGCAGAACUCAAGAUAUGACAAGGCAAUGGAAUGUGAGCUUUACAUUAAAGAUGAAAAUGGCAGAAACACGGGAUGUAGGUUCCAAAAUGUGACAAUAAUGACUGAAAAAGCUUACUUCCUGGUGAAUGGAUCGAGCAAAGUCUCUCUGAUCCAGUUCUAUGAUGAAUACAUUGACCUGUAUAAAAUUGAAAUACUAACUCCUCCAUUAAAUGUCACUGCCGACUGUACUAGAGAUUCAGCGAGUUGCACAAUUACAUGGCAACCACCCCUUACAAAUCAUGUGAAAAACAUGAACUGUUUUCAGUAUGAAAUUAGCAUAAAAAAUAAGGAUGAGUCCAAGGAAGUGAAAAAGUAUCUUCCAAUAACAGUAAGAGACACCAGAUACGUAUUUGAAACCUACGAUGAGAAAAAAACUUAUAUUCUGAAAAUCCGAGCAAGUGGAAAAAACUGCCUUGUAAGCUCAAAGUGGGGGGAAUGGAGUGAGCCCAUCGAGUUUGGUCAAGGGAAAGAUUACUUUAUUUUUGCAAUUUUAUUUCUGAUAGCCCUUGGAACAAUCACAGUGACAUUGCUUCCAUACUGUCUUUUCAAAAGGUAUUGCAGUUCCAAAGGCAUGCUCUCUCCUGUGCCACAACCAAGAGACAAAUUUAAUGAAUUAACUGAAGAAGAUAACCAGACAGAACACAUGAGUCUAUCCAAAAAUAUUACUAAUGAGGAAAUAACCAUUGUUGAAGAGAUGACCUAAUGUUCCAUAAAAGAAAAAAGCACUUGGGAUUCCCCACAAUGAAAGAAAAAUCAUGGAUCCUCUUGACAAGGAGUACUUAAAAUCAGAAUAGAAAGGAAUGCAAUCACCUGUAAAACUAUUCAUCCCAUAAAAACCCACCUAAAAUGGAGCACGGGGAAGAUGUGGAGGAAAAUCAGUAAAGCUUGCUCCUUUCUCUUUGUUCAUAAAUACAAUGACCAGAAGCAAACAUGUACUGUGCAGACUUGCUUAAACCUUCCUGAGACGAUCUUCACAAUGUGAGAGAAAGCCUCCCCUUCACAACACAGGAGCAGCAUUUCCAAUCUUCAUUGCUAUGAUGCAUCUUUCCUCUGAAGAUAAUUUCCUGUAAGACAGGACUGCUUAAAGAAUACCACAGUAGUUGUUUUCCCAGUUUAUUAUUUCCCAGAGUAUUUUCUGAUGCAGAAACUAGCCACUUAAAGUGUAUUUAAAAUUACCCUUCAACUUUGCAAGCAGCAAUACCAAACUGUCACAAGUUAUGCAAAAUGAGAAAUGACACUCACCAGAAAUACCUAUUAAUGCUGGGCUGCCCAUCAUCCAUUUUGUCAGUUCAGUACUUCCAAUACAAAUGUGAACCUCUGCAAUAUUAACAUGAACUUAACUCACAUAGGUAACAGAAAAAUAAUCAAGUGUAACAGUUUUGAGAAUUGGGAUAGAAUCUGUAGUAGGAUUCAAUAACUAUAUUUCAACUGCCAAGACUUCCUCACAGCAACACAUUUAUGCCCUUGGAAGCAUGCAGAAGUCCCAUUUCUAAUGCAUGGUGAAAGUAACAUAGGCUUUAGAUGCCAGCAUUUAUUAACGCAAAUUCCAGAUCUUUUCCCAUUAAAGACACUUUUCAAA